This is a messenger RNA of Betta splendens (Siamese fighting fish), 2921 nucleotides long. RefSeq names its product DEAH (Asp-Glu-Ala-His) box helicase 15 (gene dhx15). Gene Ontology annotation, cellular component: spliceosomal complex; intracellular anatomical structure. The coding region runs from base 236 to 2446 and encodes 736 amino acids. Gene Ontology annotation, molecular function: ATP binding; RNA binding; RNA helicase activity. Lineage: Eukaryota; Metazoa; Chordata; Actinopteri; Anabantiformes; Osphronemidae. The record is from RefSeq and is a predicted model, not a curated record. The transcript is spliced from 14 exons.
CAGCAGCAGCAGCAGAGCCUCGACGCGCGUGCUGUUUUGCGGAGACGUCCUCAUCCUCCCGACCCGACCGAGCGGCAGCCUCCUCCCGCAUCCCCUCAACAACCGCGUCCGCCAGAGCGUUUUCCGGACAGCGUCAUGUGCAGGUCCCCGUCGUCCCGGGACCAAUUCUAAGCGACGUGCUCAUCGAGUCGCUGCAACUCGCCGCUUUUGAGUCAUUCUGUGAAGGUUAAUAGCGAUGAGGCGCGAUCGGGACAGAGACCGUGAUGAGCAUUUUAAGGACAGGAACCGUGAUAGAGACCGAGACCGUGCCAGAGACAGGGAUGUGAAACCAUCCGGAACACCCAACAUCUUUGCUUCAGGCAUUGGAAGCUUCCUCAAACAACCCUCUGCACAGCAGCAAAUCAACCCCUUCACCAACCUGCCCCACACACCACGCUACUAUGAGAUCCUCAAGAAGCGGCUGCAGCUGCCUGUCUGGGAGUACCGAGAAAGAUUCACUGACAUCCUGAUGAAGAACCAGUCUUUUGUGUUGGUGGGAGAGACAGGCUCUGGGAAAACCACACAGAUCCCUCAGUGGUGCGUGGACAUGGUGCGUUCAACACCGGGCACAAGGAGAGCAGUGGCCUGCACCCAGCCGAGGAGGGUAGCAGCCAUGAGUGUUGCUCAGAGGGUGGCUGAUGAGAUGGAUGUCGUCCUCGGGCAGGAGGUCGGCUACUCCAUCAGGUUUGAGGACUGCAGCUCUGCAAAGACAGUACUGAAGUACAUGACUGAUGGUAUGUUGCUGCGUGAGGCCAUGAAUGAUCCUCUGCUCGAGCGCUACGGCGUCAUCAUCCUGGAUGAGGCCCACGAACGCACAUUAGCUACAGACAUCCUCAUGGGAGUUCUGAAGGAGGUGGUCCGUCAGCGAGCGGAUCUCAAGGUCAUCGUCAUGAGUGCCACGCUUGAUGCUGGUAAGUUCCAAGUGUACUUCGAUAGCUGCCCACUCCUGACCAUCCCUGGACGCACGCACCCUGUGGAAAUAUUCUACACGCCAGAACCAGAGCGGGACUACCUGGAGGCGGCCAUCAGGACUGUGAUGCAAAUCCACAUGUGUGAGGAGGAUGAAGGGGAUGUUCUGCUGUUCCUCACUGGCCAAGAGGAAAUCGACGAAGCUUGCAAACGAAUCAAGAGGGAGGUUGACGACCUGGGGCCUGAAGUUGGCGAUAUCAAAAUCAUCCCGCUGUACUCCACACUGCCUCCACAGCAGCAACAGAGGAUCUUCGAGCCACCCCCACCCAAUAAACCAAAUGGUGCCAUUGGAAGGAAGGUUGUCGUGUCAACAAACAUCGCUGAGACAUCCCUGACCAUUGACGGUGUGGUGUUUGUAAUCGAUCCUGGAUUUGCCAAGCAAAAGGUCUAUAACCCACGUAUUAGAGUGGAAUCACUUUUGGUGACAGCCAUCAGCAAGGCCUCAGCUCAGCAGAGGGCAGGUCGCGCCGGAAGGACACGUCCAGGAAAAUGUUUCCGCCUUUAUACAGAAAAAGCUUACAAGACGGAAAUGCAGGACAACACGUAUCCCGAGAUCCUAAGGUCCAACCUCGGCUCUGUGGUGCUGCAGCUGAAGAAGCUGGGCAUCGAUGACCUGGUGCACUUUGACUUUAUGGACCCACCAGCCCCAGAGACCCUGAUGCGAGCCCUGGAAUUGCUGAACUACCUGGCAGCGCUCAAUGACGACGGUGACCUGACAGAGCUGGGCUCCAUGAUGGCAGAGUUCCCCCUGGACCCCCAGCUGGCCAAGAUGGUCAUUGCCAGCUGUGAAUUCAACUGCUCGAACGAGAUCCUCUCCAUCACUGCCAUGUUGUCAGUCCCACAGUGCUUCGUCCGACCCACGGAGGCUAAAAAGGCGGCAGACGAGUCCAAGAUGCGCUUUGCCCAUGUCGACGGCGACCACCUGACGCUGCUGAACGUCUACCACGCCUUCAAGCAGAACCACGAGUCCACCCAGUGGUGCUAUGACAACUUCGUCAACUACCGGUCGCUGAUGUCCGCAGACAACGUGCGCCAGCAGCUCUCCAGGAUCAUGGACCGCUUCAACCUGCCGAGGCGGAGCACCGAGUUCACCAGCAGAGACUAUUACAUCAACAUCCGCCGAGCGCUGCUCACCGGCUUCUUCACGCAGAUCGCUCACCUGGAGCGCACCGGCCACUACCUGACUGUAAAGGACAACCAGGUCGUCCAGCUGCACCCGUCCACUGUGCUGGACCACAAGCCUGAGUGGGUGCUCUACAACGAGUUUGUGCUCACAACCAAGAACUACAUCCGCACGUGCACCGACAUCAAGCCAGACUGGCUGGUGAAAAUUGCCCCGCAGUACUAUGACAUGAGUAACUUCCCCCAGUGUGAGGCAAAGAGGCAGCUGGAGCGUAUCAUUGCGAAACUCUCCUCAAAGGAAUACACGCAGUACUGAGAAGGUUUACAUGGUCUGCAGCAACACCCGAGAACCUGAACUCAUGUGAUAUUUGUAUAUUUCUGUUCCAUCCAUGGACGACUUUACUUUGAAUUUUAUUUUUGUUUCAUGUUUAGUGUAUUUUCACAGUGGCUGAUGGACUGUGUCCUCUUAGCGUCAAGGAACAUGUCAUAGUUUUGAAGGCAAAGUGCUCCUGGAUGUGGGCUGUGACCAGUUAUUGGGAAUUAGCCAUUCAACAGUUUCUGUUUUCUGAAGUUUAAACAUUCCACAAUGACAAAUCCCAGCUCUGGACUCUUGGCUGCUGUUCUACUUUUACUCAACAGCGUUAGUCCAUUGAGAUAAGCUUUUGAUCCGAUGUAAUUUAUACUGUAUUUUGAUGCAGUCGCAGUGUAAUGUUCUCUUGUCAUGGAGAUGCUCGCGGGGUCAAACCUCCUGUCAGACGUUCAACUUAAUAAAAACGACUUUGUAAUGAAAA